Messenger RNA from Megalops cyprinoides (Indo-Pacific tarpon), 2163 nucleotides. RefSeq names its product macrophage-expressed gene 1 protein-like. Gene Ontology annotation, biological process: defense response to bacterium. The transcript has 2 exons. The coding region runs from base 1 to 2163 and encodes 720 amino acids. The record is from RefSeq and is a predicted model, not a curated record. NCBI's taxonomy places the organism in Eukaryota, Metazoa, Chordata, Actinopteri, Elopiformes, Megalopidae.
AUGUACCUGAGAGUAGCCACACUGUGUCUCCUGCUCUCUCUCAUUCCCGAAUGCUGCCCUCGCGCCCUCGGUCGCCCGAGCAACGGGCUCCGGGAGUGCCGGGCCAGCUCCGGGACCACGCCUGCGCUGGAGGUGCUGCCCGGAGGGGGCUGGGACAACCUGCGAAACGUGGACGCGGGCCGGGUGAUGAACCUCAGCUACUCGCUGUGCCAGACCUCCGAGGACGGCGCCUACCUCAUCCCGGACGAGGUCUUCGUCGUCCCGCAGAAGAUGAGCAGGGUGGAGACCAACUCGGAGAUUAUCACCAGCUGGCUGGAGCAGCGCAGCUCCACGGCGCACUCCAUCAAUGGGGACGUCUCCUUCUUCUCCGUGCUCAACGCCAAGUUCUCCACUGAGAACCAGCGCAUGAAGACCCACCAGGUCAAGGAGGGGUCCGUCACCACCCGCGUGCAGGUGCGUAACUUCAUAUACACCGUGAGGGCUCACCCAGAUUUCACGCUGGACACCAGCUUUGCCCAGCAGGUGGCAGAAAUCGCAGAUGCCUUGGAAAACAACCGCUCACGGCAAGCCACAUACCUCUCAGAGAAGCUGGUGCUCGACUACGGCACACAUGUGGUGACGUCGGUGGACGCUGGCGCCACCUUGGUGCAGGAGGACUACCUGCGGGCAUCCUUUGUGUCCGACAGCGAGACGGCUCGAUCCUCUGUCACUGCCUCAGCUGGCCUCAACUUCUUUAAAAAGGUCAACUUUGGCACGGGUGGAGCGGAAUCGCAUGAGACUGCAGAAACCCGCACAUAUGACGGCAACACCAUCUACUCCCUGAUUGAGAGCCACGGCGGGGUCCCUUAUUACCCAGGCAUCACUCUGCAGAAGUGGCAAGAAAGCAUCACCAACAACCUGGUGGCCAUCGAUCGCGCCGGACUGCCGCUGCACUACUUCCUGAACCGCGCAACACUCCCGGACCUCCCGGACCCCACUGUUCAGAAGUUAGCUGUGUCGGUGCGUCACGCAGUGAGGCGUUACUAUGACAUCAACACCCGCCCGGGCUGCGUCAAGCCUGACUCCAAAAACUUCAACUUCCAGGCUAACGUGGAUGACAAUUCCUGUGAGGGCCCGGCCACCAACCUCAGCUUUGGUGGGGUGUACCAGCAGUGCACUAUGCUGUCCCCCAAUGCUGGUCCUCUGUGUCAGCCACUGGCAGUGAAGAACCCAGACACAGGAGACUUCUCCUGUCGCCAGCCCUACAGUGCAACCCUGCUGCGCUCUGAGGUGCGGGAGGAGGGCUACAGCCAGUAUGAGUGUCAUGAGCAGUGUAACAGCUGCUUGCUGUUCUUCUCCUGCUGCAGCCACGUGUGUGGGGAUGCCUACUAUGUCCGACGGGCACGUGUGGACACUUACUGGUGCUCCACUAGUGGCAAAGUCAAAGAGUUCUCAGGCUACCUAUUUGGAGGGCUGUAUAGUCCAUCGCUCCAGAACCCUCUCACCAAAUCUCACAGCUGUCCUCCCAGCUUUUUCCCACUGAGGCUUCUAUCUGAGGGCCUGAGUAUCUGUUUGAGCAAGGACUACGAGGCUGCCACAAGGUUCUCCGUGCCUUUUGGGGGGAUGUUCAGCUGCAGCUCUGGCAACCCUCUGGCUGGGGGCCAGCAGCGCUGCCCUCCACAGUUUAGCCAGCACAUGGUGGCCAUAAGCGAUGGUUGCCAGGUGCUUUACUGUGUGAAGUCAGGUGUCUUUACAGAGGGUCAGCUGCGGCCUAUCCGCCUGCCGCCCUUCACACGCCCCCCACUGAUCAGCAUGACCGCAACCAACACCGUAGCAGUGAUGACGGAGGGUGACCGGGCCUGGAUCAAAGUGGGAACGACCAAGAUGUGGAAACUGGCCGAGCCGGGAGAGGUCCAGAGGAUGGCGCAGAUGUUUGACAAGUCCGCAUCCCAGCUGCCAGGGGGCCAAAGGUUUGGGGUGGCCAUUGGGGUGAUUGCGGUGGUUGCCAUGGUAAUUGGGGGGAUCGUCUUCAUGCUGAAGAGAAGGAAACGAUUCAGACCAAGAGAGAGCGGAGGGUAUGAGGAGAUUCGAAGCGAGGUGCAAGGUGAGGCAAUCCCAGGGGCUGAUACCGAGGCAGAGCCAAAGAUGGAGCGGCAAGAUUCCACCCAGCCUUUGCUUCCCUGA